This is a messenger RNA of Ictalurus punctatus (channel catfish), 2604 nucleotides long. RefSeq names its product early endosome antigen 1. Bases 1 to 1374 code for a protein of 457 amino acids. The record is from RefSeq and is a predicted model, not a curated record. Lineage: Eukaryota; Metazoa; Chordata; Actinopteri; Siluriformes; Ictaluridae. Gene Ontology annotation, biological process: regulation of DNA-templated transcription. The transcript is spliced from 12 exons.
AUGACGUCACAGUCAGUAGAACACGCUUCUGUUCCAAAACUGAAUUCAGAGACUUCCGUUUUGACUGAACUUCACACUAACGGGCUGUGUAUCGGACGCGUGGAGGUGAAGGUGAUGGAUAUGAUGAGCUCUUUCAGGGGUUUAGUAGGAUUUGCAGCGUGUGCAGCUGGAGCUGUAGUCGUGGCUGCUCUAGGAUAUUAUUAUGUUCAUAAGCGUGGACAUGAGGAGCGGAGGACGGAGGCCUUCGAAGGCACACCUGUCCACGAAGACCCAGUGCAGAUUGUCUCUUCAGGCUUUCUGCAGUCUCCUGAUGGACACAAGGACACGCAGAUGGACAAGGCCAACCCUGAGGGGUGUCUGGAAAAGGCCGAGGAGGAGGAGGAGGAUGAGGAGGAAGAUGAGGUGUCCGUUGUUCAACAGAACAGCGAGGAGCUCCAUGUGCCGAACCUGGUGGAGAAAGUCACGGAGCUGGAGAAACUGCUCUCUGAGCUUCACAGAGAGUCUGAGAUAAAAAGCAAGGAGCUUGAGCAGGAGCGACAGGCUCACAGGGUCCUGAAGGAGAAGUACACUGAGAUGGAGGUGGUAGGGCAGAAUGAGGGGGUACUAAAGUCCUGUCUGGAUGAAGCUGAGGAGAGAGCUGAGAUCGCUGUAGAGUCCAACGCUCAGCUGGAGCGCGAGAACUCCAACCUGAAGAACCAGGUCAAAACACUGCAAGGGUCAGUGGAGAAGUUGGCGGGAGAACUCCAUGAGACCCAGCAGAUGUGUGAACAGAUACUGAAGGGUCAGCAGGCCGAGCUGACGGACCUGGAGUGCGGAAGCAGAGUUCGGGAGGAGCUGCUCUUUAAGGUAGCCAGAGAGUCUGAGAUGAAAAGCGAGGAGCUGGAGCGAGAGCAGAAGUUUUACUGCACCCUCUGGGUCAAUUACAAAAACACCGUGUCCUGUCUGGACGAAGCUGAGGAGAGAGUUAAGAUCGCUGUAGAGGCCAACGCUCAGCUGGAGUACCAGAACUCCGUUCUGUUGGAGCAGAGGAAAACACUGCAAGACUCUGUGGAGAGGCUGAAGGAACAGCUGUGUGAGACUCACGGGAAAGGUGCCAGGUUAUUGAAGAGUACUCUGAAGAACGAGAACGUCUUCCUGAAGGACCGGGUACAAACACUGGUAGAGUCUGGGGAGACGCUGGAAAGACAACUCCAUGAGACCCAAAGGCUCUAUGAAGAGAUGCUCAUCGAGCGGGAGCGAGAGCGGACGGAUCACAGAACCCUUUUGUCCCAGUAUGAACACAUUAAGGGCUCUCUGGCUGAAUUUCAGAAGAAAGCUGAGAAUGCUCAGGACUGCAGAACUCUGGAGAAAGAGAUGUUCUGCAAGUCUCAUUAGAGGACUCUGUGUUACAGAACUGUAAUGUCAGAAGACGUUAAGUCAAAGAAGCUGAAAAAUAUAAGAUCGCCAACACAGAUGCUGCACAUCGUUUAACACAAAGGACAAAAAGAAUGACCUAUGAAACAUUUUGAAAUGUUCCGUUUAUAUUAGGCACGUCACGAUACCAUAAACAUAUCUUACGACUCUGUACCAGCUGAAGUAUCACGAUCCCUCGCAGGGUCGUGUUCGUUCGUCAUUCAAAUCUACAAAACGAACCAGAUUUACAGAGAUACACAGAUAUCAGUGAAAAAUGUUUCACUCUGAAGACUUUAUUAACGAGAAUGAAGAACGGGCUGUCGGACAAGCUCAAGAACAAUCCUACAGUUGGCGAGUCACUAAUUCAACGUGUCGCGUAUUUCGUCUCCUGUUCCCUCGAGCCGUGAAAUCAUGCGAAUGGAAAUUGUCCCCAGAGUACGCAGAACGGACACAUUAGGAAUAAAUAAACUGAAUUCGGAAACAAACCUCCCCAAAAAAAAAAAAAUCAUAAAAUUGGGAACGUUAGCUUGCGUACUGGCAAACACGGCUAAUUUUAUUAUUCACCCCCGGCGGUUAGCGUAACGUUAGCUCGCUUACAAACAAACAGGAAAUGGUUAAAGAUUAAGGUGAAGAACUUUGGUUAAAUGAAAGGUGUCACUAAUCUUUGUGUGUGAAAGCAGUGAGACGUGUCAUUUUAGUGAAAAUAGUAUGAACUGCUGCGCACACAUCAUUACUUACAGUACGACUGCACUGACGAUACGACCGUUUAAAAAUACAGUGGCAUAUUUUGAAGCUUUAGUAUCGCGAUACUACCGUAGUGGCGGUACUGUUCAACCCUAGGUUAUAUAUUGUUCUAGUAAGGACUUUUGCAGCUGCCUCAUAGUACAUGUGGUUUUACACGUGUAACUCCUAUAAGCAAUGUUAUUGUAUUUAAUUUUUUUUUUCUUUUUUAAACGAAAAAACUCCUUGAUUAUUUUCCAAAUAAAGUUGUCUUUGAUAAGAAGGAUCGAGUAUAAUAUAGUGCGAAGGAUAAAAAUGUCAUUUUUCUAAUUGUUUACAGACAGUUUUUUUUUUUAGCAAUAAAAACAGCAUUUUGCUGUAGUUGCUCAGACUAACCCUGGGUUUUAUGUGUCACAAAAGUUUAUAUGUGUAAUAAAAAUGUACAUCAUUAAUAGAAUAUAUGGUAUAAAAAAAUAAACAAAUACUGAAUCC